CUUCCAGCCCGAGCUGGCCCGGGAGCUCUGUUGAGCCCGGGGGCGCGCGCCGCCUCCGUGUCCGCGUCCCGGGCGCCCUUCGCGGGGAAGCGCCCUCAGCCUCCCCGGCCCGCCGGGCCCUUCGAGCCACGAAGUGACUCUCCAAAGAAGGUCAAGGUUUGAGCCUCCAAGUGCAAGCAGCAGUUAGAGGGACAUCUUCCUCCAGAGUUGGACAAUGGCUGGAGAAGUCCCAGAAAUGACUGCUGCCUUGGAUUCUUUGGCUCAGACGCCAGAAGUGGAGGAGGAGGAGGAGGAGGAGGAGGAAGAAGAAGAAGAAGAGGCCUCAACAAUGAUACUGGAAAAUGAGGACUCCUCCUGGAAGCCUGGUUUAGCCCUGCAGGGGGACAGCUGCGACCCUGAAUCCUUUCAUCAGAUUAAAAGUAAAGUUGAGUAUCAGGAGGCCGCCGAGCCCAGGGAAUCUCUUAGCAGACUCAGGGAACUCUGUCAGCGAUGGUUAAGGCCAGAACUGCACACAAAGGAGCAGAUGCUGACUCUGCUGCCUGGGGAGAUUCAGGCUUGGUUGAGGGAGCAUCGGCCAGAGAGCAGCAAGGAGGCGGUGGCUCUGGUGGAAGACUUGACCGAAACUCUUCGGGAGAGUGCUCUCUCUAUCGCACGUGUUCCAGAAUUUUCUGAGGAGGACAGCACCGAAGACCAAGUUAUGGAGGCUGCACUCCUUAUGGCCAGGGCUCAGCGGCCGGGGACGUUUAAGGAUGGAGAAGAUUCUCCCUCCCAAGAGGAGCAAGAAGGUCUAGAUGCUGUUCCAAAAGACCUCUGUGGUGAUGUGAUGCAGGAGAAUUAUGGGAAUGAAAUGUCACACGAUUUUGAAAUCCAGAGUGAGAAUGAAGAGAAUUACAAUCAGGAAAUGUUUGAAGCAGUGGAAGAAAAUAUGCUAUCAGGAAGGCCUGAAGGGGAAGGCAUUCAGCAUUCUGAUUGGGGAAGUGAUUUUGAGAGAGACUAUGGGAUAGAGAGGCCUCAGGGAAAUUCCCAAGCAGAGGAGUAUAGGGAAACUACUUCACAGGACAGGGAAAUAGGGCAAUUCAUAGGCCUUCAGGGAACCUAUUUAGGUGAGAAGCCCUACGAAUGCCCUCAAUGUGGGAAAACCUUCAGUCGGAAAUCACACCUUAUCACACAUGAGAGGACCCAUACAGGAGAGAAAUAUUAUAAAUGUGAUGAAUGUGGAAAAAGCUUUAGUGAUGGCUCAAACUUUAGUAGACACCAAACAACUCAUACUGGGGAGAAACCUUAUAAAUGCAGAGAUUGUGGGAAAAGCUUUAGCCGGAGUGCAAACCUAAUAACACACCAGAGAAUCCACACAGGGGAAAAACCCUUUCAGUGUGCUGAGUGUGGGAAAAGCUUCAGCAGGAGUCCCAACCUCAUUGCUCAUCAGCGAACCCACACAGGAGAAAAACCAUAUUCAUGCCUGGAGUGUGGUAAGAGCUUUGGUAACCGUUCUAGCCUUAAUACACACCAGGGAAUUCACACUGGAGAGAAACCCUAUGAAUGUAAAGAGUGUGGUGAAAGCUUUAGUUACAACUCUAACUUAAUUAGGCACCAGAGAAUCCACACAGGAGAGAAACCAUAUAAAUGUACUGAGUGUGGACAAAGAUUCAGUCAGAGCUCAGCCCUUAUCACACACCGAAGGACUCAUACAGGAGAAAAGCCCUAUCAGUGCAACGAAUGUGGGAAAAGCUUCAGUCGGAGCUCAAACCUGGCAACACACCGGAGAACCCACAUGGCGGAGAAGCCCUAUAAAUGUGGCGAGUGUGGGAAAAGCUUCAGCCAGAGUUCUAGUUUGAUUGCCCAUCAAGGCAUGCACACAGGAGAGAAACCCUAUGAAUGUCUGACAUGUGGGGAAAGCUUUAGUUGGAGUUCCAACCUUAUUAAACACCAGAGAAUCCACACAGGAGAGAAACCCUAUAAGUGCUCAGAGUGUGGGAAAUGUUUCAGCCAGCGAUCACAACUUGUGGUCCAUCAGAGAACUCACACAGGAGAGAAGCCAUAUAAAUGCCUCAUGUGUGGAAAAAGCUUCAGCCGGGGAUCAAUCCUUGUCAUGCACCAGAGGGCUCAUCUAGGGGACAAACCAUAUAGAUGUCCUGAAUGUGGGAAAGGCUUUAGUUGGAAUUCUGUCCUUAUCAUACAUCAAAGAAUACACACAGGAGAAAGGCCCUACAAAUGCCCAGAGUGUGGGAAAGGCUUUAGUAAUAGUUCUAAUUUUAUUACACAUCAGAGAACUCACAUGAAAGAGAAGCUCGGUUGAUGUAGCAAGAAUGGGGAAAGUUUGCUAUCAGGAAACUGAUAGGAGAGGAAAGCCACAAGCAUCCUGAAGGCAGUAGUUCUACCAAAAGAAAAUGUAUCUAAUUCCCAUUUAAAGGUCCAUUCACUUUAAUGUUCUUUAGAACUUUUUUGCCAAAAUCUCACCACUGCCCAUCCUGAUCUCUGGAGUGCUGUCUUGUAGUCUGAAGAGCUCAAAAGAAACAGGACAGGAAAGAAACAGGACAGGAAAGAAACAGGAAGGACAGACAAUGUGGAUCAUGGAUCUGGUUCUGCCAGCAAUUCACUGCAUGAUUCCCUGUCUCCUUCCUUGUACCUAAUAUUUUCCCCUGGUAAAAUAGGGAGAAUAUUUCUAGUUGUGAGGAGAAAAACAACAUCUGCAAAAUGGGUCAGAUUGCUCAGAAAAAGGCCAGAGAUCCAUAUGAAUGCUUGUCCUUUCCACAGCUUGGUUGUUGCUAUGGUGCCUUUGUUCCAUUCUGUUGUGCUGCCACUAAAUAUUUUCUUCUUGGAUUAAAUAUAUUAGGCUACACCUCUAGGGUCAAGGACAGAGACAGGGCAAUACAGCCUUGUAAUGAAAAGAAGAGGGAGAGAUAGCAAGGUAAAGCCCUUUUCUGUUUUUGGAAUAUGCCCCAAGUACAGAGAAGACAUAGAGUACAACCUAGAACCCAACUGUACUCUGCAGAGAGGGGCUGGGCUUCCAUGGACUGGAAAUUUAUGAACUGAAUUUCACAGUUGCCCACUAAACUAACCAUGUAGUGUCCCUACCAGAGUAAGGAGGCUACAUUGGGGAGUGGAAUGUGUUGAGACUAUAUAUCUGAAGGGGUAGAGGCCCAUUUGAGACCGAGUGACUUCUACUACUGGUGAUUAUUUCUUCCUCAUAUGGUCGGAGACAGUUGCUACUUCCCUCAUGGCUGGAGGAAACUUUUUCACUGACACCACAGAUAUGUAGCCCUAUAAUCAUUUUAUAGUAAUUCAUUCUAUGCACUUGUAUUUCCCUAUAGAUUAUUUCUCUUGUAUAUCCAGCUCUAGAAUUCUAUCAAGUAGUUUACUGCAUACUAAAAGCUAUUUCUAAGGAAGUGCUGGUAACCAUGUCAUCUGGUCUGAGUUUAGACCCCUUUGGGAGGUCAUCCUGUGGCUUGUGCCCAUUUAUAUGUAACACUGCUAUGGCUUUGUGCCUGUUGUCCCUGAUUUUUGCAAGCACUGAUGACAGUGAAAGGAGAACAGCUGAAGAGGGUUAUUAGUGGGGCAGAGGACAGGCAGAGAAGGCAUUUCUGGGAAAUAUGAAGCUGUCUCCUUCCUCUGCACAUGGAACCUGGACUCAAGAUGAGUCCUCAGGUCCCAUGGUCCUUCAUUCUCUUAAUAAAGUAUUCCUGUCCCUCUGCUGACUCAGUCCUUUAACUUGCAUGGUUCAAAAUCAUGUGUUUCUAUAUCAGGAAGCCCCAGUCAGUGGAUUAGGAUUAUGAAAGCCUACCUAAUAAACUAAGCCAGUUGUCACUGCUGCCAAUCAAAACCCUCCAACCUGUGAGUUUGCCAGGAGUCCCCAUAGGGUGAGGAAGCCUGCUGGUAUUUAUCUCCUUCCUUAUUUGGAGACUUGAUUGUCAAACUGCUUCACCCUGCUACCAAGUUUAGAGACUUUACCAUCAUUCUUCAGUCUCCUUUCCUGUCCCUCUCCCCACAAAAGUGAUUCUUGCUAAUAGUUAUGAAAGAAACAAAAGAUUACUCUAGUUCACAGAAAGUUUUGGGACCCCUGUUGUGUACAGGAUUUGCCACAAGGCCUGUUGUAGCCCUGUCCCAUGGAACUAGCUGGCCAGUUGGAACAAACAGAUGAGUGUGUUCAGUGAUAGCUAUUCCAGAGCCCUACAUAGUGCCUUGCACAAAGUAAGUGAUCAAUAAAUGUUGGUUGAUUGUUCUCUUGAUAGCCUCUGAGCAGGAGAAAAAAAAUUUAAAGGACAGGACACCAGCUUUCCUCAUGUAACAGAAGUAUUCUCUUAGAUGAUGCAUAAUCCAUUUGUCGUUGCUUCAUUUUCAGCUACAGUUUAGAAUUAUGACCUGUAAAUUGAUUUGGGUUUUUGUAAAAAUACUCUCUCUUUGGUGUAAGUGUGAUUUAUUUGGCUUUUGUAAAACAGAGCUGGCCCUCAAUAUUUGUUCAUCUGAUUGACUUUAACAAUGCAUUCUUUGUAACUGGCUUUAGUGAAUGUAUUCAGAGCUAAAUACACUAACCAAAUAAAGGCACAUCGAAACAAUGAA
This is a messenger RNA of Dromiciops gliroides (monito del monte), 4557 nucleotides long. It is a transcript of the gene ZSCAN2, whose product is annotated as zinc finger and SCAN domain containing 2. Gene Ontology annotation, biological process: negative regulation of transcription by RNA polymerase II. Gene Ontology annotation, molecular function: DNA-binding transcription repressor activity, RNA polymerase II-specific. The transcript has 5 exons. NCBI's taxonomy places the organism in Eukaryota, Metazoa, Chordata, Mammalia, Microbiotheria, Microbiotheriidae. The coding region runs from base 215 to 2296 and encodes 693 amino acids. The record is from RefSeq and is a predicted model, not a curated record.